This is a messenger RNA of Brassica napus (rape), 1080 nucleotides long. RefSeq lists its product as uncharacterized. NCBI's taxonomy places the organism in Eukaryota, Viridiplantae, Streptophyta, Magnoliopsida, Brassicales, Brassicaceae. Gene Ontology annotation, molecular function: protein binding. The coding region runs from base 213 to 782 and encodes 189 amino acids. The transcript has a single exon. The record is from RefSeq and is a predicted model, not a curated record.
ACUUGUUCAUUUUAGCUCAACUUUGACCCCUUUCUAAUUUCACUUUGGUCCACUUUAGUCCAUCGUUUAUCCACCUUCCCAAGUAAGCCCCGCUACUUUUUAAAAAGUCAAAAAGAACCCCAACCGUCUCUCCCUUUUAUAUACACACACACCACUCGAACGACUUUACCUUCCCCAAACCAACAAGAACUCUCUUCUCUUUGUUCGAACGCAUGACAAUGGAUUGGUUCUCAUGGCUAUCGAGAACGAACCUCGAAGAUUCGCUCAUCUACGAGUACGGUCUCUCCUUCUCCCACAACGAGCUAGAAUACGAAGACAUCGCUUACUUCAACCACGAGUUUCUCCAAAGCAUGGGUAUCUCCAUCGCCAAGCACCGCCUCGAGAUCCUCAAGCUCGCUCGGAGGGAUAAGAAACCGUCUCCGCUCACCGCUCGUUCGAUUUCUCGAGUCUUGGUCGCGAUUAGGAAGACAGGGAAGUGCUUCUCGGAGUACGUUAGGGCGUGGAUCCGACGCGAGGAGUCGUCUCGGGCUCUGGUGGUUGUGCCGAGAAGCAGCGGGAACGGGAGGUGGAAAGGCGCUUUGAUGAAGAGGAACAAGAGGUCCGUGACGCCGAGUAGCGGACUCAAGGAAGAGAGGCUUCUGCUGACGAAUGGGACUCCGUGUAGGCUCGAGAGCUUCUCGAGUUCCACGGUUUUGGAUUACGGUUUGAAAGAGGAGAAAGGUUGUGACGUGGAGGAAGAGAUUAAGUGGGAUUCAAUGUUUCAAAAUCUGAAACCCACUUGAAGUUUGAUGAUGAUGAUGGAUCAGGUAGAUGGUGACUUUUAGAGUUCUUCCACCAACACAUGUAUUUGUUUAGCUUUCUUGUUUCCGAGUGUGUGUGUGUGUGUUUAUUGAUUAGAUUUAGAAUAUUUAAUUAUGUCUUGUUUAGAAUCAUAUCCAUCUUUUGCUUAUGAGAAAAGACCAAACAGAGGAAACUCUGUUUUUCUCUCUCAUUUCUAUUACAUGACUCGUUUCUGAUUACAAGAUUUGUCUUUAGAGUGUUUAAUCUUUUAGUUAUUGAUUUCUCAACAAUUGAUUGAUC